Trifolium pratense (red clover) is the source of this 1150-nucleotide messenger RNA. Its product is annotated as branched-chain-amino-acid aminotransferase 2, chloroplastic-like. Lineage: Eukaryota; Viridiplantae; Streptophyta; Magnoliopsida; Fabales; Fabaceae. The transcript has 9 exons. Gene Ontology annotation, molecular function: branched-chain-amino-acid:2-oxoglutarate transaminase activity. Bases 74 to 1150 code for a protein of 358 amino acids. Gene Ontology annotation, biological process: branched-chain amino acid metabolic process. The record is from RefSeq and is a predicted model, not a curated record.
UUCAACCUUUGAAGCUCAGUUUCUCUUCUCUAUAUCCUGCCUACAUUUUUAAUCUCACCUUAAUUGGUUGGUUAUGGAAACAUUCUAUCAACCAACCAACAAUGGUGAAGCUUCCAAUAGGGAGACUGAAGAUAUAUAUGCCAAGAUGGAUUGGGACAAACUUGGAUUUGAUGUGAUUCCAACUGAUUAUAUGUACAUUAUGAAAUCCAAUGAACAAGAUGGGACUUUUUCAAAUGGAGCUCUUGUGCCAUUUGGAACCAUUGAUAUCAAUCCACAUUCUGCUGUUUUAAAUUAUGGACAGGGGUUAUUUGAGGGCAUGAAGGCAUACAGAACAACAGACGGCGAAGUGCAGAUAUUCCGACCGGAAGAAAAUGCAUUGCGAAUGCGGAUGGGAGCAGAGAGGCUGCUAAUGCCAUCACCUUCUGUUGAGCAGUACGUUGAAGCUGUAAAACAAGUUGUUCGUGCAAAUAAACGUUGGGUACCUCCUCAUGGAAAGGGAGCAUUGUACCUUAGGCCUUUACUAUUUGGUAGUGGAUCUGUUAUGGGUAUUUCACCAGCACCUCAAUGCACCUUCUUAAUAUACACCAAUCCAAUUAGCAACAUUUACAAGGGACGAACAGAAUCAUUGAGUUUGUUGAUUGAUAAUAAACUUCCUCGUGCAUAUCCUGGUGGAACUGGUGGAGUGAAAAAUAUAGGCAAUUAUGCACCUGUUUUCCAAGUUGUAAAAGAAGCAAAAGCCAAAGGAUUUUCUGAUGUCCUCUUCCUAGAUGCAGUGGAACAUAAAUACAUUGAAGAAGUAUCUUCAUGUAAUGCUUUCAUUGUGAAGGGUAAGGUGAUUUCAACUUCACCAACACUUGGAACUAUUCUUCCUGGAAUCACAAGGAAAACUAUCAUUGAACUUGCUAGUGAUUUGGGUUACCAGGUCAAGGAACACAAGAUAUCGGUAAAAGAACUACUUCGAGCUAACGAGGUUUUUUGUACCGGAACCGCUGUUGGGAUCUCUGAUGUUGGUAGUGUAACAUACAAGAAUAAAUGUAUUAAAUUCAAAACAGGGCCAGACACUGUGACUCAGAAGCUGUAUGAUUUGAUUACCGGCAUCCAUACAGGUCUUUUGGAGGAUAAAAAAGGAUGGAUAGUCAAGAUUGAUUGA